Pocillopora damicornis (cauliflower coral) is the source of this 1366-nucleotide messenger RNA. RefSeq names its product protein disulfide-isomerase A3. Lineage: Eukaryota; Metazoa; Cnidaria; Anthozoa; Scleractinia; Pocilloporidae. Gene Ontology annotation, biological process: protein folding. Gene Ontology annotation, cellular component: endoplasmic reticulum. The record is from RefSeq and is a predicted model, not a curated record. Gene Ontology annotation, molecular function: protein disulfide isomerase activity.
UAAAUAUUUUCGAUUUUCUCGUAAAUCGCACCCGAAUUCCUCAAACAAGUGAACAAUGAUUGCGGCUAUACUUUCCAUAGCCUUGUCCCUUGUAGGGACAAUUUUUGGCGCUCCAGCCGAUCCAGUCUUCAAAUUGACUGACAACGAUUUUGACCAUUUUUUGAAAGACAAAGAGACAAUGUUGGUGGACUUUUAUGCACCUUGGUGCAGCGACUGUGCCAGAUUAAAGCCUGAGUUCGACAAAGCCGCAAAUGAUUUUGCUCGGAAGGGAAAAUUUGUUUUCGCUAAGAUUGAUUGCUUCGGCGAGGGAAGAAGCAUCUGCGAAAACAGAUUCAAUGUACACAGCUGGCCUCAAUUGAAAGUUUUCCGCCGAGGUCAAUAUGCGGGAGAAUACAGCGGAAACCAAGACAAAGCUUCUAUUGAAAGAUUUGUGAGCAGCCUUAUUAAACAAAAAGUGCCAGAUAAUAUUGGUCAGGACCAACCCCAGGAAAACCCGUCGGCAAUCAAAGAGAACCCGUAUGGCCCCUGGUACCAAAACGGAUGGACUUAUACGGCAGUGAGUCCUGGAAAUGUCCCUUAUCAGAACCCACCCGGCUGGAAAAGAGGAUAAGGCUGAAAAUAUGCCCAAAAGAAAUUAACACUUAACAUAGACCCGCAGCAAUUUAUGAGAGCCUAAUGAUCAAUGGCUACAGCAGUUCACUCAUGGAAAAGAGGUCUAGUUUCCGUGCUAAACCAUAUUAUUUCAACCAUAUUAUACGCAGUCGCUGAACUUGUUAAAAUGUUGCAUUUUGAAGCGUGCUAGUAAUGAGAAAAUUAUAUGCUUUUUGUAAAAAUUAAUCGAGGGAAGAUAUUCCUUUCCUCUUAAGCCUGUUUAUCUACUUUCGAACAAUUUAUUCCAACACUAGCAUUACUUUAAAGUGAAAGUAUUUCAAAUGAAUUUCUCUGGAAUGAAAAAUUUCAACUUGUCAAUAAGUGUGCUAAGUUUGUUUUGUUUAAUUAAACGCCAACUUAAGAGUUCUUUAUCAGAUUUGAAAUGGCCCCUGAUAUUGAGGCAUCAAGAACACUUUCUCUUAGUCGUUACAAAAUGGACGUUCGAACGUGUAAAAAUUAAUUUUUUUCUUCUGUCUAAAUCUGCCAUAAAUCUGCCAUAAAUAGAGCAGCAGAAAAACUAGUGGCAACGGAGCUGUAGAAAAAUUUGGUGUUGAUUUACUGAAAAGCAGACAAUUUACAGAGUAGAGACUAUUCUUGCAAGGAGUGAAAGCAACUAAAAUAGACAAGAAUCCAGAUGAAGCAGAUUCUAAUCUCAUUUCAGAUCUGGAAGACAUGUUAGGUUUCAUAACUAAUAAAUUUGUUUCCAUAAAGAUCA